Molecule: messenger RNA, 1935 nt
Organism: Paraglomus brasilianum
Lineage: Eukaryota; Fungi; Glomeromycota; Glomeromycetes; Paraglomerales; Paraglomeraceae
Source: the annotation of a GenBank genome assembly
AUGCCAUCCAACCAAAGAUCACACCACCCUGGUUAUGUCCAGCUCCAACAAAGAGACUCUACUGAUGACGACACUGCACUCUCUCCCUCUUUCUUUCGUUCCUUACCUAAAUAUCAACGUGACUACUUCCGAGAAACAAGUUUGAGAUCUUUCCGUCCAAAUAGUUUACCUGCAUGGAUCAUGGAAGGAAGCGAUAACGAAGAUCAAAAUGAGCAAGGUAGUAAUACUGAUCCGAAUUGGCAGCCUCCAAUGAAUACCUUGAGUUCAGCACAUGGCCCACCAAUUUCAAGAGAAGAAUUUAAAUCUAUAGUUGAAUCUGUCAGAUCUGCCAUCAGAGAAGGCACAUAUCCAAAACGUAUCAGCUCUGGUUCGAGUGGAAGUUACUUUUGUAAAAAUGUAGACGGAAAAAUUGUCGGUGUCUUUAAACCCAAAAACGAGGAACCGUACGGGCGAUUAAAUCCAAAAUGGACAAAGUGGAUGCACAGAAAUUUGUUUCCAUGUUUCUUUGGACGGAGCUGUUUAAUUCCUAAUUUAGGCUAUAUGUCCGAAUCGGCAGCGUCUCUUCUCGACCGUCGCCUGAAUCUCAAUAUAGUUCCAGCUACAGAAGUAACGCAUCUUUCAUCGCCCACUUUUCACUAUGAUUACCUCGACCGACGAGCUGCAAAGUCGAAACGAAAUCCCUUUCCUUUGCCGGAAAAGAUCGGCUCUUUUCAAGUAUUUCUUAACGGAUAUAAAGAUGCCGAAAUUUUUCUGCGUGAUCAUCCAUGGCCAAAUUCUACAAAUCAAGAUAUUAUUACUGCAUCGGCUGAGGUGAAUUCGGCAAUGGGAAAGGAAAAAAAGAAAAAAAGAUUGGGUGUGUUAGUAUGUAGAGGCGACGGUGAUGAUGACGAAGGUAAUGAAUACACGGAUAAUGAACAUAUAGGAAGGAAGUUUGCAUGGACUAAAGAGUUACAAGUACAGUUUAGGGAACAGUUUGAAAAAUUAGUUUUGCUUGAUUAUUUAAUGAGGAAUACUGACAGGGGUCUGGACAACUGGAUGAUUAAAUAUUGUGAAAAGGACUCUUCGAUACAGGUUGUAGUGUUACCACCAGAACCACUCACGAUGGAGGCUCCAUCAAAUCUGCGUCGACACAAAGUUUCCACGGACCCUUUGCCGCAAUCAAUAAAGCCCAUAACUCCCGAAAUUACGCCCGUCGGUGCAGAUGACGAUCCUCUAAGUGCUGUCAAUUCUCCAUCCUCAACCAAUACGAAUCUACUGUCAUCUGUUGCCUCCUCAUCGUCAGUUGAAGCUACAACACCAUGGCCUCAUGUACAUGUAGCAGCAAUAGAUAAUGGACUAUCAUUUCCGUUCAAGCAUCCUGAUCAAUGGAGGUCAUAUCCUUAUGGUUGGUUAUUCUUACCCGAUUCACUGGUUGGACAACCAUUCGCGGGAAAUACCAGAAAUCAUUUCUUGUCAUUAUUAACGUCGCAAGUAUGGUGGAAGGAAACAAUUGCAGAUUUAAGAGCAUUAUUUUCAAUGGAUGAUGAUUUCGAUGAAGGGAUGUUUAAUAAACAAAUAGCUGUUCUUAAAGGACAAGCAUGGAAUAUAGUCGAAACACUCACGCAACCUGAUCAAGGUCCACUUGAUCUAUGCAAUAAAGAGAAUGUAAUAGUUAUUGAAGAGGAGGUAGAGAUUGAAAUGCCAGAAGAGACUGAAAUUGAUAUUGCUGAUUUGGCGGGGCAAGACGACCAAAUUAACGAUACAGAAGAAAGUACGUCAUCACGUGCAAUACCAAUUCCAGCUGUGACACCUGGUUCAUAUGGUGGAUUUACAAGGAAGCAGAAAUGGACAGAAAACUUUAAAAGUAAAUUUGAUAGCUUGCGUGGCGUUCAGCCUUCAAAUAACAGAAGGACUAAGACUGUCAUUCGCGAAAGAUUGGAACCUGUCAAGGGCGCU